AUGAAUGCUUUCUCAAAAACAUUUUCGAACGCAACAAUUACUGGUUGCUUCUUCCAUUAUUCACAAUGUCUUUGGCGAAAAGUUCAAGAUUCAAAACUUACACGACUAGUAUCACGCAAUGCCAGCAGCAACGAUUUUUCCGAUGAUGACAAGAAGCGAGCUGAUCAUUGGUUUUUAGCGGCUGUGGGAUUAGCUCUUAUUCCACCAUCACUGGUAGAAUCGGUAUGGACUGAAGCGAUGGAUGCUUAUACUCCUGAAUCUCGUAAUGCUGAAGAAUUUAAUGAUUAUAUGGUGGAAAAUUACGUUUGUCAAGAAUCUGCACGCUUUACCGUUGAUAUUUGGAAUGUCUAUAAUAACAUUCGAAACAAGUUACCUCGCACAAAUAACGCUGUUUAA
Messenger RNA from Rotaria sordida, 396 nucleotides. Lineage: Eukaryota; Metazoa; Rotifera; Eurotatoria; Philodinida; Philodinidae. The record is from the annotation of a GenBank genome assembly.